Molecule: messenger RNA, 3286 nt
Organism: Owenia fusiformis
Lineage: Eukaryota; Metazoa; Annelida; Polychaeta; Sabellida; Oweniidae
Source: the annotation of a GenBank genome assembly
AUAUUGGCUUUCACAUUUCCCGACCUGGCAAUGGGAGAUCUAUUUUGCUAACUUGAAAUUGGAAUAAUCUGGCUCUCACACACCAAUCUCAAAAUCGAUUUGUGGUCGUUCAUUUGAAGAGCCGGAACUGAAAACGCGGGAGUGUUUGAGGUCAAAGGUCAUUGUAAAUAUUGGGGUUCGGAACCAUGGACUUUGACGCAACUCAAGCUGUAGACUUUGACUGUACACAGGCCAUUGAUGAUUUCCCUGAGGAAGAUUCCAAGCAGAACGUUGGGAAAUUGGUAGUUGCAGAACAAAAAGGAUUCCCAUUUACUGAGUUUGUACUGCAAAAUGGAGAAAAGUAUGUGAUAGGAAGAAAUGUUAAAGCAGAUAUUCAAAUACCUCUUAAGGGUCUGUCUAAAGAGCACUGCUGCAUUGAAGUGAAGGAUGGAGUCACUCUUAUAUGGGACAUGGAAAGCAGGAACAAGACCCGCAGAAACAAAAUGGUACUCAGUCCAAAUGUCCGCUAUGAGCUGCAGAAUAACAAUAAACUAGUAUUUGGAGAUGUGAAUGCCACCUUUUUGGAAAUAAAAGAGGCAACAGAUGAUGGUUCUGAUACAGAUUCCGAUUUGUCUGAGAUUCUUGAUUCAACACAGGGUUUCCAUACAAACAACAAGUCUUCCACACAGACCCCUACAACAGCACUAAAUAAGCCACCCCUGAUACUCGAAACACCUGCAGUUCAGUUAGCAAAGAAAGAAUCAUCUGAGUAUGUCUUAGCUGCUGACUCUGAUUCAGAGGAGCCAAUAGUGGACCAGACUCUGAUCAUGUAUGAUGACACAGAUGCUAUCCCUGCAACACAGGCUUAUGAAGAGGAUGAUUGUGAGCCCAAUAAAUCUGGUCUGUUUGAAGCCACUCAACCUUACAGUAGACAUCCAGCUGUUGAUGAUUCUGAUGAGGAAGCUAACAGUUCAGAGUCUGACAUCUUUGAUAAUCCAGACUCCAUCCAGAAUGACAGCAAAACAUUUGAGGCCACACAGGCUUAUGGCAGAACCCCUCAGAAAGUAGACCCCAUAGAUUCCACUCAAAUAUUAGAUGACAGCUUUGAAAAUAUUCCACAAACUCGCAAAUCUGAACAACCAGAUGAGACUCAGUAUGAACUAGAUGAGAAUGAGACUCAGGCAUUUGAUGAUUCAACUGAUUUUAAAAUGCCUAAAUUACCAGGUCAAAAGAAUGAAAAAGAAAGUGAACAGACACAAUAUGUUCUCGCAGAAGAUGCUACUCAGUUAAUGGAUGGAGGUGCAGAAUCCCCGAUAUACAAAAGCACCCCAUUAAUAUCCACAAAAUCUGAUACACAGUAUGAGUUAGCGGAUGAUGCUACACAAGCUAUGAAUUCUGGUCCUGCACCUCUGGUGUCUAAGCUAAAUUCCACCAUCAAACAAACGUCUGAAUCUGAUGAACAAAAUAAUGCAGCUGAAGAUGAUGCAAAUGCUCCAACUCUAAUGGUAGAGGAUUUGGAUGUUUUUAAAAUGCCAACACCAGUAUUUAACAGCAGAACAAAGCCUAAAGUAUCCAUUAUUCCCCCUGUAGUAGAAGCUACAACAGAAAUUGAUGACAUUGAAGAAACUCAAGCAUAUGAAGAUGAUGGGCCAACACAGCCCUUUGAUGAGGAGGUUAAUCCAACUGAGUCAGAAAAUGUCACAACCAAAGAAGAUGAUAAAAGUGGUGCAACUGAUGAACACAAAAUGGCUGCAGCACACUCAGAUGAUGAUGCCACACAAGCUUUUGAAGAUGACCUCGAGAUGGAAAACCAUAAUGAACCGAAGGAAAAUAAUGUAAAGAAUGAUAAUGACAAUGAAGAGGAUGAUCUUGAUGAAACUCAGGGGUUUGAUGAUUCAGAUUUUCCAAAUGCUCCAACGUUUAUUCCAAAUGGAUCACCUUCAAAGAAAUCAACUCCUAAAAGAGAUGAAACAAAUGAAGAUGCAUCUGAUUCAGUUAAUGAUGCCAAUGCUCCAACACUAGCAAUAAGUGAAGUACUCAAUGAAAAGGCAACUCCAGAAAUAGAAGACAGUGAUGAGGAAUCAAGCGAUGAUGAAUCUUUGCUUCUUCCUCAGGUUAACUCUGACUUACCAACAGUAAUUUCAGAUAAAACAGAAAAUAGUGACUCAAAGGAAAAAGACCAAGAUCACAUUGGAAUAAAUGAAGAAAGUAAAGAUGAGGAGGGAGACACUCAACCCAUAGUAGACUUGGAUAUUCCUCAAUCAACUAAAACUGCUACUGCUAAUGAUCUGGAUGAAGAUGGUGAAACACAACCAAUUGAAGAGGAGCUGGUCCCUGCUACAGUUAAUUCCAAUGCUGAAGAUAAAGAGGAAAUAAAUAAUGUUACAAAUAUAGAUUCUAAUGAACUUAAUGAAGAUGAUGAGACUCAACCAAUAGAUGAAGACACUGACACUGUGGCAAAAGAAAUUAUAACAGAAGAGGCGAAAGAUGAGACACAACCAAUACACGAGCCUACUACAUCAACUACUGACCCAACGCAAUUAAUUGAAACUCAGCUUAUGGAUGAAAUAAGUGACAUACCUCAAGUUAGAAUAAGUCCUUAUAAUGAUGCCAUUACACCAGUAAAACAAACAGAAGGUCCAAGAAGAUCAUGUCGAGAAAGAAAGUCAACAAAUCUAGGUGAUUUUUUACAACCAGAAAAGCCAGUUAGAAAGUCUAAUAGAAAGUCAAAAUCACCUGAACCUGCUGAAACUAUAUCACCUCUUACUAAAGAGGAACUUCAGGCCACCCAGGCAUAUGGAAGUGACUCACCAGUAAAGCAGCCUGUAAAACCCAAUAAAAGAGGAGACAAAGAUGAUAAUGUAAGUGCAGCUAAAGACACCUCAUCAAGACGAACACUCGGGAACAAGAUUACAAAACUGUCGAAGGUUGAACCUGUUGAACUCAGUCCUGUUAAAGUACAAACACCAAAUAAGAACUUAGCUGAAACUCAAGCAUAUGGAGAUUCUGAUGAUGCUACUCAAGCUUAUGGGGCAAGCCCAAUUAAAGCACCUCUAACUCCAGAAACAAAUACCAGUCCCUCAACCACUAGGAGAAGCCAUGUAUUUGGGAAAAUGAACUCGACUGAAACACCAACAAAAAAUGCAGUUGAGGAAAAAGAACUGGUACCUGUAGGUGACAAAAACACAAGAGCAAGAAAAUCAAAUUUAGGACAAAAUGAAGCAAGUGUGGAGACUAAGCCAAAAGAAAUAGCAGAGGAAGCUCCUCUGAGUAAAAGAAAGUCAACAAGAGGAAGACAAUUUAUUAA